Messenger RNA from Gossypium raimondii (Peruvian cotton), 4317 nucleotides. RefSeq lists its product as uncharacterized. The transcript has 4 exons. Lineage: Eukaryota; Viridiplantae; Streptophyta; Magnoliopsida; Malvales; Malvaceae. The record is from RefSeq and is a predicted model, not a curated record. Bases 2461 to 4317 code for a protein of 618 amino acids.
GGAAACGGAUAGCUACAACCAAUUAAAAGAACCCCAAAAAGAAAAACCCUGCAUGAACCCCAUUUUCUUGUCAAGUUAAAGCUUCUUUUUUCUUUACAUAUCCCAAGAAACAGUCCUUCUACAAAUGUUAACUUAAAUACGUCAACGUAAAACCUCGCCAAAACCCAAAACGAAGGAACAAGAACCCACCACGUCAUCGUCUUCUUCAACCCAUCGAUGGCGGAACCUGGGAUCACCCUAGAGCACCGCGGUAAACAUUCAUGUCUUGCCAAAUGGACAGUCCCUUACAACCCAGAACUUCAGCCCGAGAAAAUGAUUUGCAGUCCUUGGUUUGAAAUGGGUGACUUUGAAUUCCGCUCCGUGAUAGUCCCAGGAAGCGAUGCCCUUGCCCUUGCCCUUGCCCUAGGCCCUGACGCUUUCUUUUCACUUCAAGUUAGAAUCAACUCUCCAAGUUACUCUUUCAGAUUCGGUCCCUUGGCGUCUUAUAAACUAAGCAUUUUGAACCAUGAAGAUGAGUCAAAGUCUUUGACCAAAGCGUUUAAGUUUACUUUGUUUACCAGGAAUACAAAUAUUCCUACCGGCGGUAGCUUACAACUUGCUAGUUCUGUUUUUGGUCCAAGAUCAGGGUUUUUCAAGAACGGUUCUUUGCAUUGUUCUAUUGAAAUUUCCAUUUUGGAUGAGUCAUUUUCAUUUUCAUUUUCAAGGGACGGUAACAAUGACACUGAGAUGGUCGACUAUUCAGCGCAUUCUUUAAGUUGUGACACUAUUGUUUUGGCCGGGAAAUUUAAAUGGAAGAUUAAAAAUUUUAGUUUCUUUAAGGAAAUGAUCGAGACCCGCCAGCAGAUGAGUAGCGCUGUUUUUCUUCUUGGGCGAGGUUUUGCUCAUAUUAGUGCCUCUACAACCAAGGUUAAUGGAGUUGAGUGUCUGUCUUUGUUUUUGGAAGCUAAUGAGAUGCACACAUGUCCUAAAUGCAUGGGUCAUAAUAAGCCUUCUUGGUGCUUGUUUCGUAUAUCUGUUUUGAGUCAAAAGGCAUGGCGGAGUCAUAUGCAUAAGGACUCGUAUGGGAGAUUAAAUAAAACAACUCCAGCUCUAGGUUGGACUGAUUAUAUGAAGAUAUCCGAUUUGAUUGGACCCAAUAAUGGAUUUGUUAUGAACAAUACGGUGGAGUUCACGGUAUCUUUCAAAGCAAUCAAAGAUUCUGCUGCUGUCCUUACAUCUGGCUUUAAAAAAUUUGGUGCCUUCAACAAAAGUGGCAGUUGUACCUGGAAGAUUGAAAAUUUUACAAGGUUGAAGGAUAUUCUGAAGAAUGAAAAGAUGAUAGGAGUGUCUGUUGAGAGCAGUAAGUUUCAGGUUGAGGAUCACGAAUUUCGCUUGAUUGUUUUUCCCAGAGGUAACCAAUGUGAAGCAUUACUUUGAAGUUUUCUUUCUUACAUUCAUGUCUACAUUUUUGCUUUCUGAGUUGUUAAUGGAAAAAGAUGAUGGUCAUGCAAGUUUGAAGAAUAAAUGAGAAAGUAGCUAAACAACGCUUAAUCCAUAUACAUGUACAGUUGUACUAUUCAUACUUACACCUGUUGGAGAAUGAAGGACAGAACUGAUAGAAUUGUUUGACACCAGGGCAAUAUCAAAAACCGAUCUACCUUUCGAUGAUUAUUGAAGCUUCGGGUCCUCAAGAUGCCACCCAGGAUUGGAGUUGUUUUGCCCGUUGUCGGCUAUCCGUUGUGAAUAAGAAGAAUAAAGACAAUUCUAUUUUUACGGAAACACAGGGGCGUUUCUCAGAAGCUGCAAAAAGAUGGGGGUGGCCUGAAUUUUUGACUCUUGCAACUCUCUUUAAUAAGGGUUCAGGGUAUUUGGUUGAGGAUACUGUUAUGUUUAAUGCAGAUAUUCUUAUAUUGAAGGAGAGUUUAGAAAUUCAGGAUGUCCUAGAGUCGAGCAAUAAAGAUGGAGAAAAGGGAAGGUGCACAAUCACUUGGGAAAUGAAAAAUUUCGUAGCCUUCCAGCAAACAUCAUCGAUGAUUAACGAUAUAUGCAGCAAAUAUUUCCAGGUUGAUAAACUAAAGCUCCGAAUAGGGGUAUGUGUAUUAUCUGACAACCUAUGUGCAUACCUGGAGUGUGAUCCAUCAGAUUUGGUUGAGAAUCUUUAUGUUAGAUACAAGAUGACUGUGGUUAAUAAAAAGCACCCUGCCAAAAGUAUCUCCAAGGGGUCCUGUCUACGUACAGACACUAGUGAUAGUCAUGGGCGACUGCUGUUCAUGGAACUAUCUGAUAUGCUGAAAUCCAGUGCUGGGUUUGUUACCGGUGAGAUGGCUACUUUUGUUUGCGAGAUCCUUGAUUACUGUCCGUUGUUGGAUCUUUCAAAAGUAAGGGUUAACAAGCUUUUGAUUUGAGUUUGUUUGGAUCUUCGUUCUGUAACUUUUACCUGUUAUUUGAUGCUAUGUUUGUCCAAUUAUAGCUGAAUGUUUCAUGCAGGUUCCAAGUGAUGUUAAAUCACAUGAGCUUCAAGAAAAUGGAGAUAAUGAGGACAAGACCGGGAAGAUUCUUGCAAUGGAAGGAGAUCACUUUAUUAUUCUGAAAAAAGAAUUUAGAAAUGAUCUUUUCAUAAUGGCUGGAAUUUUGAUUGGAAUGCGGCUUUACCACAACCCUGUAAAACCAAAUAAUAUUUUUCGCAGAAUAUUUGGAUGCAUUGAUACAGGGCAGAUAGAUGUUGGUCCAGAUAAAUUCAUGUCCAAGUUAGUUGCUUCAACCACCGGUGUUGAGUCCCUACAUCAGCAAAUUGAGAAUGCACUUUUAGAUGUGAUGGUUGACUGUUGCCAGCGAUUACAAGGAACAUCCGGUGAGGAUGCAACUGAUACAAAUGCAGAAUCAUGUCAAGAUACCAAUGAAGUUAGCUCUCAAACUAAAUUAAAUAGGCAAAGUAGUUUAGCAAAUACUGUUCGAUCAUUAAUACGUGAGACAUUCUUUGGUACUGGAAAGUGUAUGGACAAUUGUAGUAAUACUUCGGGGGAAGCUAUUCUUGGACAGCAUGAUUCUACUUCUGAGUCAGCUGAGGAGACCUUAAGGCUUAUUGUAAAGUCAUUAAAGGCUCUAAAUGAUGAAGUUACACAAGUUACCUUAGAGCAAAGCCAAGAGUGUCACUUUGUGCAGAAAGUUUUAGCAGUACUACGAGAAGCUCCCAAGCAUCUGCUACCAGAUCUUGUUUCUUUAUUGCCAAAAUUAGCAUGUCAGUUUGAUCAUAAUGUUGUUGGUUCUGCUAUUUUAUGUCAGCUAAAAGAGACAGACGCAGACUCUUCAAUGCGACUACUUGUUCUUGAGGCCAUGUGUCAAUUGAAGUUGGCUAUGGAUGUUUGGAAAAGUGUAUUUCUUCAAGCCUCUAAUGUUGUGGAUGAUUUAAACGGUGAAGCACUUGGAGCUGCAAUCGCCUUAUUAUUUAAAGCUGCAUCUCAGUGUCAGGAUAUCCCUUUAGCAGUAAGUAUUGUCCGUCAAAAGUUACAGCAUUUAGGAGCUGAUGUUUCACCUUUUGUGCUGGAUCGCCUUGCAAAAUCUUUGAAUAGUUCUGAUGACCUUGCAGUAACCAUGUUACAAAAAAUUGAUUCCGUCUUUUCAGUUGACCAAGAACGCCUGUCAUCUGGUGAACAUGGGCCGGCAACUGAGAGUUUGAAUGCAGGAGGUCACCAUUUUUCUGAUAUCUUUAUGUUGUUAAAGAUGCUGGCCAUACCCUCUAUUGCUAAUCAAACUAUGCGGGCUUUUGAGAAAGGUAUUGCAAAUGGAUUCAUCACACAUCAUUUGGCAGAGAUGGAAAAAUGGGGUUCUUCAUAUACUGAAAGAGCUUUUAUUUUGGUUUUUGGUAUUGCUGAUAAGUUGCUCCAAUCUAGACGUCCUCCAGUGCUUGAGUUUCUGAGAAAGUUUUAUUCAAUAUUGUUUAAACUGUCUAAUGAUGAGAAUUAUCAGAAGAAGAUGCUGAGAAAAUUGGUUGACCAUGCAAUGAGUGCGGCUAAUAAUUGCUUCGAAACUAGUCUGGAUGUGUUGGUUUUCUUGGUGCACAAGGAAUGUAAAGUUGCUGAACUAGUUGUAAGCAUGGCCAGAGAUGAUUUUCAACUAGCUAAUUCUAACCUCUCAGCCCUUCAGAGCAAGUUAGAUACUAGAAAUGAUGAAUAUAGGCGUGUUGAGGAAGACCUCAAAACUGACCUUGAAAGAAGGAAGAUAGAGGAAUCAAUUUUCUUACAAUGUCUUCGUGAGGCUGAAGUUACUUCUCUUCACCAUAUGGUACUUAAAUAUAAUUUCUUACCAAUUCGAAUAGUGAAAAACAAACUUGCUUUUUAA